This is a messenger RNA of Closterium sp. NIES-65, 1200 nucleotides long. Lineage: Eukaryota; Viridiplantae; Streptophyta; Zygnematophyceae; Desmidiales; Closteriaceae. The record is from the annotation of a GenBank genome assembly.
AUGCGUCCAGACUCGCGUUUCACACAGCAGGAGCUGCCGGCGUGCAAACCGCUGCUGACGCCAGCAUGGGUGAUCGCGACGCUCUUCCUUGUCGGCGCCGCCUUCAUCCCCAUCGGAGUCGUCGCUCUCAUGGCGUCUAACAGCGUGGUGGAGGUGGUGCAGCGCUACGACGACAGCUGUGUGCCGGCCGGCAAGGACGGCGUGGCGUACAUUCAGAACGCGUCCGUCGUCAAGAAGUGCGACAUCCGGAUCACCGUCAGUCGCCUCUCCCCCUCUCCCUCCCUCACCUUCUCGCGCUGUAGUCACGCCCUUGUGCCGAAGCGCAUGCAGCCGCCAGUGUUCGUGUACUACCAGCUCACCAACUUCUACCAGAACCACCGCCGGUACGUGAAGAGCCGCAGUGACAGCCAGCUGCGGGGCACCAACAUCAGCGGCAGCGAUUUUGACGUGUGCCAGCCAGAGGCGUACCUGUGGGACAACACGUCCUCGCCCAUCCGGCCGUGCGGGCUGGUGGCGUGGUCGCUGUUCAACGACUCGUACGCCAUCACAGACGUAGGCAGCGGGCAGCAGCUGGCCAUUGACAGCAGCAACAUCGCGUGGCCCAGCGACCAGAGCGGCAAGUUCGCUGGCGUGCCGCCUGAGAACUUCAACACUGUUGAUGACCUGCGCGGCGGGGCGCAGCUUAACACGCUUGUAAGCUUGCUUAGCAGCCACACAGGCAUGGUGCACGGGAACGCAUGGGUGUGGGUUACACGUGCUCUUAUCCCGCAUUACACUCCCCCUCAACUCUCGCCUCUGAACCAGUCGGAGAAUCUGAUGGUGUGGAUGCGCACGGCAGCGCUGCCCACGUUCCGCAAGCUGUAUGGGCGUAUCAACACGCCACUGGAGGCAGGCAGCACGCUGGCCGUGGUGCUGCAGAACAACUACAACUCCUACCAGUACGGCGGCCAGAAGGCCCUCGUCAUCUCCACCGCCAGCUGGCUGGGCGGCGCCAACGGAUUCCUGGGCCUCGCCUACCUCACAGUGGGGGGCUCUGCUUCCUGCUCGGCCUCCUCUUCUUUGUCCUCCUCUUCACAAAUCCAAGUCAUCUGCAAUUCGCAUGCUGGUUCUGUGUGCGUGUGUGUGCAGGCCAUUGGGAGAUACCUCGUACCUCUCGUGGAAUCGCCAGGCUCAUCAUGUGCCUCCACCUUCAACCUCUGA